AUGCGCGUGGCAGCACCUCAGCUUUCAGCUUUCGGCUUUGGCAUCAAGCCCCCAGCCUGCAUCUCUCUUAUCUGCCAGGGCCCCAUAAUUCCCCUUGAUUUCCCUUCCUCUGGUGCACUGGAAGAAAACGUGUGCUACGGCGAUGCCAUCGCGGAAAGACUAGCAGCGAUACAGCAUGAGCAGAUUCCGGAAAACUUUGCGGAGAGACUGGGCAAGCUGGAAGAACAACAGACAUCGGCACAGGAAAAUAUUAAUCAAAUUUCACUUGAUUACGAGGUAAAACUAGCCAGAAUUGAAGACGGGAAAUCCCAGGUUGAAACAUUCAAAAACACCAUUUUGGAGAACUUUGGGGAACGACUGGCUAAGAUAGAGGCACAGCAAUCAUCAGUACAAGAAACAUUAAAGAAAAUUCCCGAGGACCUUGAAAAAUUGGAAAAGAAUCAGAAAGAUAUGCUGACGAAGAUGGAGACGCAGCAUUCCAAACUCAUGGAGACCGUUUCCGAAAUUUACAACAAAGUGUUUUUUCCAAAGUUUCAGCGAAUCGGUUCAAGACUCUUCCACAUCGAUGGGGACAGUAAACAAAAUUGGGUUGAAGCUGGAAAAAAAUGUCGCCAAUUGGGUGGCUAUAUAGCCGCCAUCAAGGACCAAGAGGAGCUGGACGCCCUUAAGGUGAAACUGGAGGGAAAUCGUUACUGGCUGGGAAUCAACAACAGAGAUAAUCAUGAAGUCUUCGUGUCCGAGGCAUCCGGCAGGAAGAAUCCUUUUUUGAAGUGGCGAUUAAAAGAGCCCAACAACGCGAAAAAAAAUGAGUACUGCGUAGAAUAUAAUAAUGGCGGAAUGAACGACGAUCCGUGCUCCAAAGAUCGCAGUUUAAUUUGUCAAAGUGAUAACGAAGUUUAA
This is a messenger RNA of Drosophila biarmipes, 900 nucleotides long. RefSeq names its product accessory gland protein Acp29AB-like. The record is from RefSeq and is a predicted model, not a curated record. The coding region runs from base 1 to 900 and encodes 299 amino acids. Lineage: Eukaryota; Metazoa; Arthropoda; Insecta; Diptera; Drosophilidae. The transcript has 2 exons.